Setaria italica (foxtail millet) is the source of this 2403-nucleotide messenger RNA. RefSeq names its product putative late blight resistance protein homolog R1B-16. The record is from RefSeq and is a predicted model, not a curated record. NCBI's taxonomy places the organism in Eukaryota, Viridiplantae, Streptophyta, Magnoliopsida, Poales, Poaceae. The transcript has 3 exons. Gene Ontology annotation, biological process: defense response to other organism. The coding region runs from base 1 to 2067 and encodes 688 amino acids. Gene Ontology annotation, molecular function: ADP binding.
AUGCCUGGCAUUGCUCCAGGUGAACCUCCUAUUCUAUACCUUAUUGUGAUUGAUGAUGUGUGGACAAAGGAUGCAUGGGAAUAUUUUAAAUGUUGUUUUGUGCAGAAUAAUCGUGGUAGUAGAGUUUUAAUAACUACAAGGAUUGAAGACGUAGCUAAGGCAUGGGAUCCUUGUUUCGAUGGUCAUGUCUACAGGAUCAAACCUCUUUAUGAUUUAGACUCUAAGAGGUUAUUUCACAGAAGGAUUUUUGGCUCUGAAGAUGCAUGCCCUGAGCAACUAAAGGCUGUUUCUGAUGAAAUUCUGAAGAAAUGUGGAGGGUUGCCAUUAGCCAUACUUAGUGUUGCUGGUAUUUUGGCUAGUCAUGAAGAGGUAAACUCAAAGCAAACUUGGGAGAAGAUAAAAAAUUAUUUAGGUUUCCAACUGGAAAGAAACCAUGGUUUUGGAUCCAUGAGGCAUGUCUUUAAUCUUGGUUACAACAAUUUAUCUCUGGACCUGAAGACCUGUAUGCUCUACCUUGGUAUAUUUCCAGAAGACUCUGAAAUAAUCAAGGAUGAUUUAAUGAACAGAUGGAUAGCUGAAGGUUUUAUUACUAAGAAGCUUUUCUCUGGUCCAGAGGAGAUUGCAGAAAGUUACUUCAAUGAGCUCAUCAAUAAAAACAUGAUCCAGGUAGCACGUAUGGAUGACUGUGGACAUGUGCUUUCUUGCCGAGUGCACGAUGUAAUGCUUGAAUUUAUCAUGUUGAAGGCCGCAGAAGAGAACUUUGUUACUAUAAUCAACGAUCUACAAAACACGAGAGGCAGUUUGAAAGCUCGUCGGCUAUCCCUCCAAGUCAGGAAUUCAGGGUGCAACAACCAUGCUCGGGAAGACAUGGAUGUCAGCCAAGUUAGGUCGUUGAACUUUUGGGGGCCUGCUGAAUGCAUGCCUUCUCUGUCAAAGUUCCGGCUAGUACGAGUUGUACAUCUUGAUGUCAAUGACUCCGAGGAUGACCAAUGUGAUAUGUCUUCCUUCUGCAAGUUUUUCCAGCUGAAAUACUUGAGGAUCAGAGGCCUAGGUUGUAGGAAACUUCCAAGACAGUUGCGUAGCUUGCAACAUUUGGAGACACUGGAGAUACACCCAGGAAAGACGACAACAAUGAAGAUAGAUGCUACCAAGUUGCCCCCAACGUUGUGGCACCUGGUUGUCCCAUCAACGGUGAAGAUGAUUGGUGCAAUGGAGAGUAUGACAGCCCUCCGUACGCUGGCUCUGGGUAAACUCGAUGUAGUACAUCCCAAAGAUGCGGAGAAGAUCAUCAAGGGUCUCGGUGAGCUUGCCAAUCUACGGGAGCUGAAGCUAUCCUUGUCCCACUCUUCCUCUCAAAUAGCACAGGUUGUGGGUGAUCUUCUGCCCUCCUCUCUCGGUAGGCUCAGCAACCUUAAGUCACUAAUUAUCGGUGGCUCAUUUGCUAUUCAUGAGGAUGCAUUGACUCGAUGGCACACACCUCCACGCCAUCUUCGGAGGCUGCACGCGCUGGUAUGCCCCUUCUCCACAUUUCCAACAGGUUGGAUCACCCAGCUCGACAGUCUCAGGAGCUUGGAGAUCAAGGUUGUGUCGCUGCCAAGGGAUGGUGCCGAGGUUCUUGCCAGGCUGACAUUACUGGUGCACCUUAGGUUGCAUGUUGAUAAACAUGCUCCCGAAGAAGGUGUCGUCAUCCACCGUGCAGCGUUCCCUCAUCUAAAGGAGUUUUGGUUUGCAUAUCAAGUGCCUUGCCUCAUGUUCGAGGCAGGGGCCAUGCCCGGGCUUCAGAGCCUCACUGUGCAGUGCUACGCUAGCGCAGAGCGGCAAGCCGAUGGUGUGCUUGAUGGUAUCGAGCACCUGGGGAGCCUCAAGUUAUGCAGAGUGGAUAUUGCUGUCUUUGGAGGAAUAGGAUUGCAAGCUGCGUUUGUGCCAAAGAAAGAGGUUCAAAGGUGGAACAAGCAGGAUCUGCAGGCAGCUUUCAGGAUGGCCAUCAACAAACAUCCUGGCAGUCUUGAUAGUAGAAUUCGACCUGUGUGUAGUGGAGUCGGGCCAAGUGACUACUACACAUUUUAAUGUUCUGUAGAAGAUGAGUUUAUAUGAUGAACAUGUGAAGGUACACCAAGGACUAUGCUAUCCAAAAUUCCAAACCCAUGGAAGACAUGGAAAUAUCCUAUCCAUAAAGAUUGGUACCAAUAGUACUGUGAUGCCGAUCAAAAUUUAUCAGGACACUGUUGGGAGUCCUUCAGUUUUAUGCAGAUAAAAGCAAGCCAGUACAUUAUUUAACUUUAUGCUUCUUGUUGUCAAAUACCACCUAUUUAUUAUUUUCCAAUAUUAGGACAUGCUGGAGAGAUCUGAUUAAGAUCUGUCUGUGCAUGUUUGUCAUCAAUAGAUAAUAUGAUGAGAACAUGU